CACAAUUAUUUGUUCGAGCCUUUCUCUCCUUCGGAUCUGUCAGAUCCACCGUUCUUUCCCUGCUCUCUCCACUAGGGUUACAGCAGAGCGCGCACGCGUAGUACUUGUGCCGUCAGCGCCCGGUCCAAGCCAGUUCAGCGGAAUUCGCCAAUAAGCUACCUUGUUUGCGCUCACCGAGUUAUCCCUUUUUAGUCCCUCCGGCGUCCGCUCGCUGAUCUGCCUAUGAGCUCCUAAUACCAAUUAACGCGAUUUUAUCUUGGAUCAAGCCUGUUUUCAACCAAAACUGUUUUCAACCAAGCCGAAUCUCGCGUCGUUUCCGCAUCUGCUACCAUGCAUCUCGUCGAGCGCCCUUACGCCGCGCGACUGAGCACCCUUGCUGGCGCGGCGGGAGCGGCGGGUCCGCGCGACGCCGUCGGGUUUCACGGCGGGAUUCACGGCAGCUCGAGCCCUCCUCUGGGUGGAUCGCGGCACAGACUGCACUUCGAGACGAAUCCCGAGCUCUGCGAUCUCGACGACCCCUCCUACUACACGUCGCUGGACCACCUCCCCGACCGCCAGAUCCUCGUGCAGACGUCCAGAAUAGGGGCGGGGGUUCCCGUGGUAGAGAAGGUGCGAUGGCUGGACCAGCACCUGUCGCACCUGCAGUGCCCCUACCCCAUCCAACACAUCGAGUUCACCUACUCCGGCGAUGCAGUGGUUCAGUUCAUCUCGGAGCCCGCUAAGCUCAAGGCGCUGGCGCGGUGCGGGUCGCUGCGGUGGAGGAGCGUGGAGAUCGCCGCGCGGCCGUGCGCGGAGGACGACGUGCGCGCGCUCUUCUGGGUCGGCAUCACCGGCGCGCUGCCCGAGAUCUCCCCGCUCGUGCGACAGGCGUUGCAGCAAUACGGCGAAGUGAAGGGGGAGUGUCCCCCUCCGCCCAACAACCAUCUCCUGUUGGCGCAACAGCAGAGGAGGUUUCCAAUGCUCAAGUACUAUUUCGUUCCUAAUGGCAAGAAGAGGCUCCCGCCGUCCAUCCAGGUCGUCAGGCCAGACCGGCCAAAGGCGUACCCACCAUGCACAGUUCGAGUGUUCACACCGUUUGGGCCUCUUUCUCCGACCUGCUCUGAUUUUGGGAAGGCACACUCAGUGUAUGGGUGCCCUUCAUGCUACUUUAAUGGUAGCCAAUCUCAUUUCGGCGCUUAAUUUGGAACAGCUGCUGGUCGAACCUGGCCGGCUUCUAGCACUAACGAAUGCCGUAGAUUCAUGGCGAGAAAGAGUAGGUAGGGCCUAUUAGGGGCCUGCUGGAGUAAGGUACGUGUAGGUUAUCUUAUGGUUAGUUCAUUGAUGGGAUUUAGGAAGUUACCUGUAAGCUAAAGAUCAGUGCAUGUUCAUGUCAACAAGCAUAUAUCUGUAUGCAGUUAGGUUAGAGAUGUUUUGUUAUGACCUACCUAGGUCAGCUUUUAGAGGGGACAAUACGA
Molecule: messenger RNA, 1454 nt
Organism: Closterium sp. NIES-67
Lineage: Eukaryota; Viridiplantae; Streptophyta; Zygnematophyceae; Desmidiales; Closteriaceae
Source: the annotation of a GenBank genome assembly